AUGGAACUACCGGUUCACCUCUACAACUUAGCACAUUACAAGCCUCUCGACCCCAUUCUGCGUCAACAUGCCGUCAAAGCAGACACGUAUGCUUAUGAAAACUCUGUGAAUUUCCCACUGUAUUUCUCACAUUGUUCAGGAUGCGGCACCAUGAGAAUAUGUGGAUUGACAUGCUUCUAUUCAAUUCAAUACUCAAAGACACCAAAGAAAGAUAGACGAACUGCAAAAGUGGGCAAAAAGGCUCCGAGAAAACGUACGCUCCAUGUGCGGUGCGUGUGUGGCCAUGUACAGAAAAGCCCCCUUCUAAAUAAGAAGGAAGUGAAAGCUGUAGCUCCGUCUGAUUCUUUUAGAGAAACAAAACGCAAAAAGAAGAAAUCGGAACUCUCGGCACUUCUAGAAAAGAAACGCGAAAACGAAAAGAUAGCCAAGCCGACUCUUGACCUCAUGGCAUUCAUGCAAUAG
Molecule: messenger RNA, 462 nt
Organism: Australozyma saopauloensis
Lineage: Eukaryota; Fungi; Ascomycota; Pichiomycetes; Serinales; Metschnikowiaceae
Gene: SNM1
Product: Snm1p
Exons: 1
Coding region: 1-462 (153 amino acids)
Source: RefSeq, a predicted model, not a curated record